Molecule: messenger RNA, 1718 nt
Organism: Benincasa hispida (wax gourd)
Lineage: Eukaryota; Viridiplantae; Streptophyta; Magnoliopsida; Cucurbitales; Cucurbitaceae
Product: apyrase 1-like
Biological process (GO): nucleoside diphosphate catabolic process
Cellular component (GO): membrane
Molecular function (GO): nucleoside diphosphate phosphatase activity
Source: RefSeq, a predicted model, not a curated record
CACAGGCGAAGCUCAUCAACACUCUCACAACCUACAGGCUUUUCUUCUUCUCCGUCGCUCCAUAGUCGCCGGCGACUGAGCUCUAAAACGACGAAUAUGACGACUGGAGCCAAACUCCGAAAUGCGUUCUCCAUCUCCAUGCUGCUUCUUAUCUCACUUUCUGUCCUCCUCCUCCCUGUUUCUUCCGCCGGCCAAACCUCCUCCAUCAACCACCGGAAGAUAUCCGCCAUUGGAACUUCCUCUUCUUCCACUUCAAACUCCACCUACGCCGUCAUCUUCGACGCCGGAAGCUCCGGCAGCCGCGUCCACGUCUUCCAUUUCGAUCAGAACCUAGAUCUCCUCUUCAUCAGUUCAGAGAUUGAGGUUUUCUCACAGAUAAAACCAGGACUGAGUUCAUACGCCGACGAUCCUCAGAAAGCCAAAGCCGCGGAUUCUCUAAUUCCUUUACUGGAGAAAGCAAAAAACACAGUUCCUCAAAAACUGCAAUCUGUGACGCCGGUUCACCUCGGGGCGACGGCGGGGCUGAGGUUUUUGGAAGGUGACAAAUCUGAGAGGAUUUUGGAAGCGGUUAGGGUUCUUCUAAAAACGAAGAGCGGAUUCAAGUACGAAAAGGAUUCAGUUUCGAUUCUUGAUGGAAAUCAAGAAGGCUCUUAUCAAUGGUUGACAAUAAACUAUUUGUUGGAGAAUUUGGGGAAGAGAUAUUCAAAAACAGUGGGAGUAAUUGAUCUUGGAGGUGGCUCUGUUCAAAUGGCAUAUGCAAUUUCUGAUGAAGAUGCAGCUAAGGCACCCAUUGCUUCUGAUGGAAACACCAAAUUUGUUCAAAAUUAUCAUCUCAAAGGUUCCAAUUAUAACCUCUACGUCCACAGUUACUUGCGUUACAGUUUACAAGCUGGCCGAGUAGAGAUCUUGAAGGUGACCAAAGAACUUGGCAACCCUUGUAUUUUAGCUGGUUAUAAAGGGACAUAUGCCUACGGUGGGGAGGAGUACAAAGUGUCAUCCCCAUGGUCGGGGUCGAGCUUCGCCCGUUGCCGGAAGGUAAUUCUAGAGGCUUUGAAAAUCAACAAAUCAUGCGGCUACAACGAAUGCACUUUUGAUGGCAUAUGGAGUGGCGGCGGAGGAGCCGGCGUCAACAAUCUCUAUGUUGCUUCCUUUUUCUUUGACAAGGCAGCUCAGGCUGGUUUCAUAGAUUCUAACAAACCAGAUGCCAUAGUGAAGCCCUUUGAUUUCAAGAGAGUAGUAAGGAUUGCUUGUCAAACUAACUUUGUUGAUGCAAAGGCCAAAUACACUAAUGUUUACUCAAGUGACUUGCAAUUUGCGUGCUUGGACCUCGUUUACGAGUACGCCCUACUUGUCGAUGGAUUCGGUAUUGAUUCUAGAAAAAAGAUCACAUUGGUGAAGCAAGUGGCAUAUCAUGGUCCUCUUGUAGAGGCAGCAUGGCCAUUGGGCAAUGCUGUAACAAUCAUCUCAUCAUCAAAGUACUCAACUGAAAAUUAUUGAUGGAGCUAAAGAGGAGCUUUGUUUCCAUUUUAUUUCUUAAGUAACAAUUGUAGGGUUGAGUUGAAUAAAGAUGGGACUUGAUAGAGCCAGAGAGUUGUCAACUUCAACAUGGGAACUUCGGUUUAAAUAUCGAAGAAGAUAAACGAAAAGCCUGUUAGAAUUAUCUAGUUUUUCUGAAUACGAUGAUCGUGUCAUGAAAUGACUGCCACCUUGAAAGCAAU